CCAUGAACGUCUCCGUGACGCGCAGCCCUCUUCUGGUCCUCUCCUGGACCCCUUACCCGGCAGGACUCCUCCGACCCCAAGGACCCCGGUCCACCAGACGGAUCCACCUGCACACCACGACUACCGCGGCCCCCCAUAAGUAUAAGACCAUAGACGAGCUCCCGGGACCGACCGCAGCGGACACUGCCUACCUGCUUUUCGUCAAGGGCUACGCGGACAAGAGCCACGCCAUGCAGACUGAAUUCCGGGGCCGCUUCGGGCCCCUGUGGCGGUCCCGCUUCGGGCCCCUGGACCUGGUCAACGUGGCGUCCCCCGAGCUGGUCCUCAGGCUCCUGGACCAGGAGGGGGCGCAGCCGGUCCGGGUGGAGCUCAGCCACUGGAGGGAGUACCGGGAGGCCAGGGGGCGGGGCCUGGGGCUGCACGUCAGUACCGGUGACUCGUGGCUCCGCCUCCGACGUGCUCUGGACCCCUUGCUGCUCCGGCCGGCGGCGGCGUUAGGCCACGCCCCCGCCCUCCGCCAGGUGGUGGUAGAUCUGCUGGCCCGUCUGGAGAGGCUCCGCCUCCAACGCCCCGAUGGGGGCGUGGCCAACAUGCAAGAGGAGCUGUACAAGUUUGGCUUCGAGAGCGUGGCGGCGGUGGUGUUCGAGGCCCGUCUGGGCUGCCUCCAGGACCGGGUCCCUGAGGAGACCCUGCGGUUCAUCGCGGCCCUCAACGCCAUGUGGAGGCUCUCGGAGCCCGUCCUGCUGCUCCCGCGCUGGACCAGGGGCCUCCUGCCCUACUGGGGCCGCUUCGUACGGGCCUGGGACGACAUCACCCAGAUAGCCGACGGUCUGAUUGAAAGGAGGCUGCUGGUGCUGGAGGAGCGCUCGCGGCGAGGUGCGCCGGCGCCGGAGGGAGCGGGGCUCCUGACCGCCCUGCUGACCUCCAAGACCCUCCCCCGAGAUGAGGUCUACACCACCGUCACCGAGCUACUGCUGGGGGGCGUUGACACUACCUCAAACACCCUGUGCUGGGCGCUGUACCACCUGUCCCGGGACCCCCGGGCCCAGCACCUCCUCCACCAGGAGGCGCUCUCCGAGUGUCCGGACCUCCAGGAGCCCACGGCCGACCACCUGACCAGGCUGCCCUAUCUCAAGGCCGUCGUCAAGGAGACGCUGCGCCUGUACCCGGUGGUUCCCGGUAACGGUCGCCUGGUGUUAGAGAACGAGGUCUACCUGGAGGAUUACUGCUUCCCCAGGGGGACCCAGUUCCACCUCUGCCACUACGUGACGGGUCGGGAUGAGGCCCAGUUUAGGGCAAGCGAGAGCUUCCUCCCCGAGCGCUGGCUCCGGGGGGGAGCGGGGGAGAGCCGCCUCCCCCACCACCCCUACAGCUCAAUCCCCUUCGGGAGGGGCGUGCGAGGUUGCGUGGGCAAGAGGGUCGCCCAGCUGGAGAUGUAUCUCGCCCUCUUCAGGAUCAUGCAACACUACCAGGUCCUGCCCCAGGACCCAGAAGAGGUCGUGGAGGCCAAGACCCGGACACUCAUGAUACCCGGAAAACCCAUCAAUCUGCGCUUCAUCCCCCGGGCCUGAGGGGGGAGGGGCCCGAGGGGGGCGGAGCCAGAGUCCUGUGAUUCAUCCCUCGGGCCUGAGGUG
Molecule: messenger RNA, 1634 nt
Organism: Gadus chalcogrammus (walleye pollock)
Lineage: Eukaryota; Metazoa; Chordata; Actinopteri; Gadiformes; Gadidae
Product: sterol 26-hydroxylase, mitochondrial
Exons: 9
Coding region: 3-1571 (522 amino acids)
Biological process (GO): glucocorticoid biosynthetic process; C21-steroid hormone biosynthetic process; cortisol metabolic process
Cellular component (GO): mitochondrial inner membrane
Molecular function (GO): monooxygenase activity; oxidoreductase activity, acting on paired donors, with incorporation or reduction of molecular oxygen; iron ion binding
Source: RefSeq, a predicted model, not a curated record